Exophiala dermatitidis NIH/UT8656 is the source of this 1578-nucleotide messenger RNA. RefSeq names its product pfs, NACHT and WD domain-containing protein. Bases 1 to 1578 code for a protein of 525 amino acids. Gene Ontology annotation, cellular component: nucleolus. Gene Ontology annotation, molecular function: protein binding. Gene Ontology annotation, biological process: ribosomal large subunit assembly. NCBI's taxonomy places the organism in Eukaryota, Fungi, Ascomycota, Eurotiomycetes, Chaetothyriales, Herpotrichiellaceae. The record is from RefSeq and is a predicted model, not a curated record. The transcript has 2 exons.
AUGGCGACAGUGGUGCCUCCUCCGAGUAAGAGGCAAAAGAUUGCCGCUGCCGAAAAGGCAGAAAAGGCUCUGGAGGAUGCCAGGAUACCAGAGGACUUGGGCAGUGUCAGGGUCCAGUUUGUCGACCAGAGUACUGGGAAGUCGACGGGUCCGGUUGUUGCAGUGCCUGUCAAGGAUGCAACUGUCAGGAAUCUCGAGACACUAUUAAACACUAUCCAAGGAAAUGAACCUGGAGAACGCCUCCCAUACCGAUUCUUCUUCCGCAACGACCGGUCGACAACGUCUGAAUCCGAACUGCUCGAUGUACAAACCGAUCUAUACAACUCUGUCCUGAAACCAGGAUUUAAAAGUACCGAGGAUAAUAUCGUCCUCCAAUUCAUCCCGCAGGCUGUCUUUCGCGUACGUGCCCCCUCGAGAUGUUCCGCGUCGAUAUCUGGUCAUGGAGAGGCGAUCCUUGCAACAGCCUUUUCACCGGAAGGUUCCUCUAGGAUGGCCACCGGCAGUGGAGACAACACUGCGCGAAUAUGGGACUGUGACACUGGAACACCAUUGCACACGCUAAAAGGACAUACGAGUUGGGUACUCGUGGUUUCUUGGUCCCCUGACGGCCGCAUCCUUGCAAGCGGGAGUAUGGAUAACACUAUAAGACUAUGGGAUCCAAAGUCUGGCGAAGCCUUAGGCGGUCCACUCAAAGGCCACAACAAAUGGGUCACCAGUCUGGCCUGGGAGCCCUAUCACACUCAGACACCUGGAAAGCCUCGAUUGGCAUCAGCCUCCAAGGACGGGACCGUCAGGAUAUGGGAUGUUGUACUACGCCGUAUCGAGCAGAGUCUCUCGGGCCACAAGAGUUCAGUCACUUGCGUACGAUGGGGUGGCCUCAAUCGGAUCUUCACUUCGUCACAGGACAAGACGAUCAAGAUCUGGAACACAAAGACAUGGAACUGUCUUCACACUCUCUCGUCGCAUACGCAUUGGGUCAACCAUUUGGCCCUGUCUACAGACUUUGUGCUGCGCACCGCUUACCAUGACCACACGGGGAAGGUUCCGGAAACAGUGGAGGAGAAAAUCAAAAAGGCGAAAUCCAGAUUCGAGGAGGCUGCCAGGCAAGAAGGCCGGCUGGUGGAAAAGAUGAUAUCGGCAUCAGACGACAACACCAUAUUCCUCUGGGAUCCCUCGGCCAUCCCUGGCGACUCCAAUGCCACGGUCAAGCCAAUCGCGCGACUGCUCGGCCAUCAGAAACAAGUCUUGCAUGUCUCGUUUUCUCCGGACGGUCUUUACAUCGCCUCCGCAUCCUUCGACAACAGCGUCAAGCUUUGGAACGCCCGAGAUGGCAAGUUCAUUGCCACUUUACGGGGUCAUGUUGGUGCUGUAUACAUGGUUGCGUGGUCCAGCGACUCCCGACUCCUGGCCAGUGCUUCGAAAGACACAACAGUCAAAGUUUGGGAUGUGAAGACGGGAAAACUGAAGGAGGAUCUGCCAGGCCACAAGGACGAAGUCUUUGCCUUGGACUGGAGUCAAGAUGGGAAGUGUGUCGCCAGCGGUGGCAAGGAUAAACAGGUGAAGCUCUGGAAGCAUUGA